Molecule: messenger RNA, 216 nt
Organism: Iphiclides podalirius (scarce swallowtail)
Lineage: Eukaryota; Metazoa; Arthropoda; Insecta; Lepidoptera; Papilionidae
Source: the annotation of a GenBank genome assembly
AUGUGUACUGUCGUGGCAGGAAGCGAGGCGCUCGAAUCCCGGGCCACCGCCGCUACACGCGGACUCUGCCGCGCGGACACAUCGCCGGAUGCAACAUCAAAAGAUCCCGGGAAAAACGAACACGCAGACGGCUACGCCGCGUGGUCCAAACGUGACAAAUCUAGCCCAUCCCCGGCUACAUUACCACCUGUUCGGCUAAUCUCCGCGCACACUCAA